AUGGGGCUCAUGAGGCACAUGAACCACAUCGACCGCGAGGAGCUGUACACAGACCUCGAGGCGCGCAUCCGCUACCUCCACAGCUUCCUCGACUUUAGCAGCAAGGACAUCGAGGCACUCAUCUCGGGCGCCAAAUACGUCAAGGCCCUGAUCCCCGCCGUCGUCAACAUAGUCUACCACAAGCUGCUGCAGUACGACAUCACCGCCCGCGCCUUCACCACCCGCUCCACCAGCUUCGAGGGCCCCAUGGACGAGAUCCCCGACGACAACUCGCCCCAGAUCCUGCACCGCAAGAUGUUCCUCCGGGCGUACCUGGCCAAGCUUUGUUCCGACCCGAGCAAGAUGGAGUUCUGGGAAUACCUCGACAAGGUUGGAAUGAUGCACGUCGGCCUCGGCCGCAAACACCCCCUUCACGUCGAGUACAUCCACCUCGGCGCCUGCCUCUCCUUCAUCCAGGACGUCAUGACGGAGGCGAUCCUCUCGCACCCGCGCCUGUCCAUGCAGCGCAAGAUCGCCCUCGUCAAGGCCCUCGGCAAGGUCAUCUGGAUCCAGAACGACCUCAUGGCCAAGUGGCACGUCCGGGACGGCGCCGAGUUCGCCAGGGACGACGAGGAGCCUGAAAUCGAGGAGGAGGGCUACUUGCACGGCCGCAAGAUCCUCGAGAACGAGUCGGACGAGGAGAACGUUGCCGGGCCCAAGUCGCCCUCGAGGCUGCCGCGACCGAACAGCGCUGGCGGGGGCGGGGUGUGUCCGUUUACGGGGAUCACCGCCGAGGUGGAAGGGUUGAAGGUCGGAGGGAAGAAGGAGGAAGGGACGCAGAAGGUUGAGACCUCUGCAUAG
Molecule: messenger RNA, 840 nt
Organism: Colletotrichum spaethianum
Lineage: Eukaryota; Fungi; Ascomycota; Sordariomycetes; Glomerellales; Glomerellaceae
Exons: 3
Coding region: 1-840 (279 amino acids)
Molecular function (GO): oxygen binding; heme binding
Source: RefSeq, a predicted model, not a curated record